AUAAAAAGGGCUUCUGGAAUGGUGUGUGCCAUCUCAUCCUUGAAUUCAGCCAUGGCCACAACAUCAUCCACCCACCUCCCACUCCCUCUCCUCCAUCUCCCCCACCGCCGCUUCUCUCCCCCUACGCCGCGCACCACCGUCCUCCGCCACUGGCGCCGGCCGGCCACCGUCCGAGCGGCGAUACAAGGCGACGGCGACUUCGGCGCCAGAGACCCGUUUCCGGCGGAAAUCGAGAGCAGAUUCGGCGAGAAAGUGCUGGGAUUUUCCGACACAGAGCACAAGAUUCUGAUCCCCAGCAUCCCAGCCCUGGCUCUGUCUCAGCAACAGUGCGCUCCCGUUUCUUCUCUGGGGCCUCCCAUGGCGGACGACGAGGCUCAGAAGCUGCUGAAGAAGGUGGUGGGGUGGAGAUUGGUGGACAACGAUGGAUCGGGGCGGCUUAAGCUUCAAUGCUUAUGGAAAUUGAGGGAUUUUGAAUGUGGCGUGGAGCUGAUUAAGAGAAUCUAUGAGGUUGUUCAGGAUUGUGGUCAUUUCCCUGAUCUUCAUUUGGAGCACUCUAAUCAAGUUAGAGCUGAGCUCUGGACAUCCGCCAUUGGGGGAUUGAGUAUGAAUGAUUUUAUUGUGGCUGCAAAACUUGAUGAGAUAAGAACAUCAGAUCUGGCUCCCAGGAAAAGAGUUUGGGCAUAGCUAACGCAACAUCUUUAUUUUCUUGGCAAGCAAAAUUUCCCAGGAAAAUUCUCUUUUCGUAUGAAGAAAACCUUUUAUUUUUCCUUAUUCUUUUUCUCGUUUUGAAUUUUCAUCCUUCUUUGAGGUCUCAUGUAUACAAACUGUUUGAUAAUUUAAUUUCUUAUAUUGAUGAUAGGUAGGGUAUUAAAUUUUUAUCGACA
Momordica charantia (bitter melon) is the source of this 884-nucleotide messenger RNA. Its product is annotated as Transcriptional coactivator/pterin dehydratase. NCBI's taxonomy places the organism in Eukaryota, Viridiplantae, Streptophyta, Magnoliopsida, Cucurbitales, Cucurbitaceae. Gene Ontology annotation, molecular function: 4-alpha-hydroxytetrahydrobiopterin dehydratase activity. The record is from RefSeq and is a predicted model, not a curated record. Gene Ontology annotation, biological process: tetrahydrobiopterin biosynthetic process. Gene Ontology annotation, cellular component: plastid.